Molecule: messenger RNA, 3256 nt
Organism: Paramacrobiotus metropolitanus
Lineage: Eukaryota; Metazoa; Tardigrada; Eutardigrada; Parachela; Macrobiotidae
Exons: 2
Coding region: 513-2765 (750 amino acids)
Source: RefSeq, a predicted model, not a curated record
AAAGCUCGGUUUACGUGCAGGUGGUGUAACUCGCUCGCUCCUUGUAUCGUAAUUAACUCUAGCGGUGGUACAAUUACAGUACUAACAUUAAUUAAUUUAAUAAUCAUGCUAAUUUUUAAUCCUAACUAUCAAGAAAUGCGCCCUUGCAGUUUUGUUAAUUGUAUUACGACUGCCAAUAGUCAUUUUAAAAUUCGCAUCCCUGUGCGGCUGUGCCGCUCGUAAACUGCACAGGCCUGUCUGUUAUAUCCAGCUAGGCAGCUACACAACUUUGAGUCCUCGCAAUUGUUGCAAUCGCUCACUUGCGAUUGCUGCUCACUUGCGAUUGCUGCUCACUUGCGAUUGCUGCUCCGAGCUGGCUGACCGAGUUGCUGUGUAAAUGACCAUCGCGUUAUACAGCGGUUUUCCCAUAAAACUGGCGUUUUCCUCGUGAAAAUUGCCGUAUUCCAGUCCAUAUAGUUACGGAACCCUUAUUUUUGUCACCAACAACAACACCCUGAUUAAUAUUUGCCACCAUGGGCGAUUCCUUUCGGACCGCACCUUUUCCAACCCGGCAAGAAGAACGGCUUAAGCAGAUUUUGAAAUCCGGUAUUGCGUGCAGCUCUUGGAAGACAGGUAAGACAGUUCUUUUGUUCAAAAAAGGUGAUUUUUCCUCUCCAGCUAAUUAUCGACCAAUAACUCUUACCAGUUGUAUUGGCAAGCUUUUUCACUCUGUAAUAUCUAAGCGGAUAAUGUCGUAUUGUAUUAAAAACGGCAUUAUUGAUACCAGUGUACAGAAGGGAUUUAUCGAAGCAACGAACGGAUGCGGCGAACAUUCUCUUAAAUUGUUGAAAUUGAUUGAACAGCAGCGCACAAAAGGAUGCACUAUGCACGUUGCAUGGUUGGAUGUCGCUAAUGCGUACGGGUCGGUCAGAAAAGAGGUUUUGCUAGCUGCGUUGCGCCGGUACAAUAUUCCAGAUUAUAUAAUUAAUUAUAUUGACAAUUAUUAUACUGGGUUAACGAUUAAAAGUUUUCAUAAUGAGUCAUUUUCUAAAAAUAUACCGUUUAACAUUGGUGUUUUUCAAGGCGAUACAAUGAGUUGCGCUUUGUUCUUGGUUGUUUUUAACGCGAUUUUGGAAUUUUUGAAAGAAAAUAAAAAAUGUGGCGUUGCUUUUGAUUCGUUGCCAAAUGAAAAAAUCGUGGAUUUAGCUUUUGCGGAUGACCUUACUUUAAUUACGAAUAAUAAAACGAGUAUGAGCCGACUACUGCGUGAUGUGAACAACCGUAUGAACUGGAUUGGCUUUAAGCUGCAGCCGGCUAAAUGUCGGUGUUUUUCACUUUCCAGAGGCGUUUCUGUUGCAACCGACUUUGCGAUUAACGGGGAAAAAAUCGAGGAUAUUAGUUCUGACCCAAUGAAAUUUCUAGGUGUUCAUGUUUUUAAUAAAAACCAGCGGGCUAACAGUGGUAAUUUAGUUAUUAAAUCGCUUGAUUCUUUAUUAACGCGUGUGGAUAAUCUUAACUUACGGAGUGCGUUUAAAGUGAAAAUUUAUAAAUGUUAUGUUGUUUCGUGUAUGCGGUUUGUACUCGCCAUGCACGAUUUGUCACCGCCUACAGUUAAUGCCCUGGAAUCGACGGUCAAUAGAUAUUUGAAAAGAUGGAUAAAGGUAAAUCCGUCUGCUAAUUGCGAUUUUUUCUAUGUUUCUGAUGGAUGUGAUCUUAAGUCUCUAAAGUCUGUGUAUGCCCAAGCGCACGCUGGUUUUAUUGCCGAUGCUCUUUGCUCUUCUGACGAUGUUGUUGUGCAUCUGGCCAGUGAGAAUAUACAGGCGGCAUGUGCUAAUGAGCCUGCAAUUGUGGACAUUGUCCAGUCCUCUGUCGCUGCCGGCAGACAAUGUGGAGCUAGCAAAGCGGCAAUUCGUAAGGUCGUUAAUAAGAAAGUGAGUCAGCACGCGUCAGCGCUGAAAGAAGACCGGCUACAAUCACUGGUACAGCAGGGAGCGUGGAGGGAAGUUGUAAAGGCACAAAUUGCCGAUACUUUUUGGAAAAGCUGUUUGUUUGAUCUCCCUGAGAAGGUGAUUCGCUUUAUGAUAGAGGCUGCGCUUAACAUUUCUCCUUCGUUCACUAAUCUAUUAAAGUGGGGCAAGACCGUAUCUGCUGCAUGUGAUUUGUGUGGAGCGACUAAAGGCUCUCUUUGUCAUAUUCUUAAUUGCUGUCCGAUUUCACUUAAUAGCCAUCGUUACACCUGGCGUCAUAAUAGCAUUCUGAAAGCUGUUUACGAUUUCAUGACCGGUGUGGCUGAUCAUAGAAAAUGGGAAAUUCUUUCUGAUCUAAAUCAGUCUAGCUACGAUAACCACACUAGCACAAUUCCUGUUAAUGUUCUUUCUACCUCUCUGUGUCCGGACUUGUGUUGCAUUAACCGCGCGGAGAAGCGCAUUAUUUUGGCAGAGGUGACUGUACCGUUUGAUACGAUCAACGGGUUUAACAAUGCGGAAGCCAGAAAGCGAACUCGUUACGCGUCCCUCGUAAACGAACUUACGGGUGAAGGCUGGCACACCGACUACUACCACCUAGCCGUUGGAUCACGAGGGAUGAUAGCCCGCCAAGCCAUACACAAUAUCCUUAGUAUGGCGACACUGAUGCGAGCUCCUUCGAAAGUGAUCGAGACUAAAUCUCUGUUUUCUAACCUGGCUAAAGUUUCGAUUAACUGCAGCUAUGUUAUCUUUUUAAAUAAGUCUAGCAAAGAUUGGACCGUUCCUUCUCUUGAUCAACUGUUCACUGUCAGUACUCGCUGAGCCGUUCUGUUUUGCCGGUCGACCUCGGCACGGUCGCAAACGAUGCCGUUUUUGCCCCAGAUUGGUGUUGUUGGUGAAUGACUGUACCGUUACAUUUUACCUUUAUUGCGAUGAAUGUAAUUAAUCUAUGUAAUAUCACAUUGUACAGUUGCAUACGGAAGAGGCCAGUUUAACGUUGCUAUGAAUAAGUUUCCCUGACUUUCCUUUUUUCCCGAGUUUCUUUUCAGUAUUAUAAAAUGAAAACUUUUGAAAAUUACAUCUAAUCGUUAAAUGUACUGUAUGUUAGAUAGGUAGCGGGUUUUUGGUCAGCCAGGGAAACUUAAACUUAAGCUUUAAUUGAAUUUAUUUCGAAUGACAUAAGUGACAUAAGCAUAUGAUCGUAUAUUGGCUUCUCCCCACUUGCAACUAUAAGACCAUUUGAAUGAUGUACGAGUAAAAAGAUGCAGACUUGCGCGCCUUCUGAAGUUAGAAGUAUGGUUUCAAUCGCAAGU